Messenger RNA from Astrephomene gubernaculifera, 3753 nucleotides. The record is from the annotation of a GenBank genome assembly. Lineage: Eukaryota; Viridiplantae; Chlorophyta; Chlorophyceae; Chlamydomonadales; Astrephomenaceae.
CGCAAACAUAUUUUGCGCGCAAUCUGACGCAAUCCCACUAUAAGUGGGAUUCCACCUAAAGUAUGAUCCCACCUCGAGUAUGACAAGUUACCGGGAGACUUAGCUGCUCAUGAGGUAGGCAAAUUUUCGUCGUCGGGGUUCCGGGCCAGAUAUCCAAGUUGAGCAAAGCCGAUUGCUGCCAAAACACUCUUCUUUGCACUGUAUUUUGCUUUUAAUAUACAUAGGACUGUCUCCUUAUUGCUUUGCUGGUGCUAGGCAGUCUACUAUGGGUCAUCCGAGACAUGGCGAGCUAUUUAAGCUGCCUUUCCUUAGGGGGCGUUGCCUCUAAUAAGCAUUGUAAAAACUGUAGCGCUAGUCACGUUCACACGCCUUUAGAAACAGAGCUCCGGACUUUCCUCGACGAGGAGGGCAUCAGCAAGGAACUCACCGCAGCAUUCCUUCGGCAACACGUGUUUACUGGGAGAGAAAAAGGUUCGGACUUUACUAAACAGUCAAGCGUGAGGCGCGGGUGCCGCGACUUCCACUUCCGGGUCAACCUACAGCACUUGCUUUUGCAGGUCGCUUUCCUACGAAGCAAGGGGCGCUGGCAAUCUGACAACGAGUCGUUUAUUAAUGAAUUUGCCGCCGAUAUCCACCACUUGCGGCGUUUCCUGAGCGGCAGCGGGGCUGUCGAUGGGGAAAUUGCCCAGCAAUUGGUGGCUUUCGCUGCCGACAGGCUUCGCUCUUUCCUCGAGGAGCAAUGGAUCACAGAUUGGUUGUCGCUCGUGCGCAAUCACGGCUUGUCAGCGAAGCUGCAGCAUGGCGGACCCGCGGUUCCGUCGGUACCAGCCGGUGGGGGCAACGUCGCGCAAGACUCCUUCAAGGGCGACAUGGGGAGCGUUAUGCUCCUCCAUUGGGUCGUUGGCAUACAGGGCUUCCCCCUGGACGACCUUGUGGGCUGUGUAGCUCAAGCAGCUGGGGUAUAUGCUGGAGCACUGCAGGCUGGGAUGGCCAAGUUACAAGGUGGUUUCCUUGGGCAGCUUGUCAACGACAGCGGCAAGACGUCGCCUGCAUGGAAGGCGCUCAUUUGCGGGGAGCGAAGAGGGGAGGCGCCGCCAGUGUCGGAGGUCGGCUUCUGUUCCGCUCUUCGGCUGGCGGCAGUUGCGCUGGGUCGCAUGCAACCGCACGUGCGCGCCUUGUACCUGCUGGAGCCUGCCAUGGGGGCUAUGUGGGUUUACCCAAGCUGCGACUCUCCAUUCCUUGUUGAGAUGCCAAUCUCCAGGGCCGUGCCUGGGGGUCAGCGCAUGGUCCUGUACAAGGGUGGCUGCGAGAUGGGCGGCUUCCGUCUAUCCUUGGACAAUGACCCGCUGCCUAACGGUCUUGUUGACAACUCUGCCAUCCUCAUAUGCCACUUUGCGUCGACCGGCCUCUAUUACCCCAUGAGUCGCCAGCAGAAGCCGGCAGGAGUCGCCCAUGCCCCAGGAGCCCAGGCAUGUCCCAUCCUGGCAGAUGUGCUCGUUCGGCCUGUGGCGCCGCGCGAGGCCGCACCACUUUUCCCACUACCUCCCGACCCAUCAGGCACACCAGCGCUUCCCGAUGGACAGCUGGAGCUGCAGCAACAGCGCCGCCAGCAGCUUGUCCGCGACCAGGCGGAGCUUUCUGGAGACGAUGUUCCAGAUUGCGACAGUGAUGGAAGAGCGUUGCCGUCCCCCCCUCCUGUGACGCGGAAGCGUGGGCGUGGCCGGCCCGACGAGGGCCCCAGCCGUGCCGCGGAACAACGGCGGUCAGGCAGCAGUCGUGGUAGAGGCGCUGCAGCCGUGUCGGGCGCAAGGGGCCGUGCCAGAGGCGCUGCAGCCGUGUCGGGCGCAAGGGGCCGUGGCAGAGGUGCCGCUGUUGUGUCGCCGCGAAGGCGGCCUGUGCUGCAGCGCCUUCAGUCGCCGCCGACAUACCUUGCCGUGAAGCCGGAGGAGCCCUUGACGUCCAACGAGGUCAUCAAGAAGCUGUACCCUUUCAAGGAGGUUGGACACGGCAGCUGGGCUUUCGUCGCUCCAAGCGCCAAGGCGAUGAGGGAUGCAUUGGUGGUGCUGAAGCGCUUGACGGUGGCGGCAUCAGGGCAUGGCGACGUGCAGGCGGCUCAGCGGUCAGUUUGCUAUCUCCUUGGGGUGGACUUUGGCGUUGCUAGCAGCGGCAGCCAUUGCAAGUCGAGCCUCACGUGGGACGACCGCUUCUCGGUUAACGUGGUAUCUAGGCUUGCCGUUAUGCAGGCCGAUACCAAGUCCACGUUCGGGCUAUACUGGCCUAAUAGGUGCAUGGACGUCAUCAAGGACUUCAUGGAGUACAGCGAUGCGUACACGCCUACGCCGCAGGAGAUUGAGGCAUAUGGCAACGGCAGUUACGUCAUCACGGCCGCGAAGGUGGUGGUGUUCAUUCGCCGCCUAACCGCUGGAGCCGUACAACGGGCUAACUUUGGUAGGACUAAGGAGGGGCGGGAGCUAAGAGCGGCUGCGGUGGCCGCUGCAGCUGCAGAGGAUGCUGCCGCUGCUGAGGAGGCGUCUGGUGCUAGCGACCGUGAGGGAUCGGACAAUGAGGAGGACGGCGCCACGACCCGCAAGGGCCUGAACUACUACGAUUGCCGGCUGUGGGUCAAUGCGAUGGGGUGGUUCCAAGAGCUCCAGCACGUGCUCAUCAAGGGGAAGCCAAUUGAGGAGGAGGAUCGGAUAAUGAGGGACCCGCACGUCAAGGUACUCACGGGCGAGGUGCGGGAAGGCGAGAACAAGCGGCACAGAGAAGAAAGGACGGAUCCUGGGACGCGGCCAGACAUCCCGACAGAUGACCAGAACAAGUUGAUGGUGGAUGACUGGGCCGGUCCGAUUCGCGCGGAUGACAAGGCCGCCUGGUUGGGUUUCAGGGCGGCAUUCGAGCAUCAGAUUUCUGCAUCCACGUUCACGCGUGGGUGCACUGUCCGCGACCUCCACUAUAACUCGCUGUCGUGCCAGGUGUACGAGGGGAGCCCCCUCUCCAUGAUCCCGUCACAACCCAUGUACGUGGUGGUGUUCACCACUACAUCGGCUAAGACUGGGGGGCUGGGGCUUAGACGGGGCUCACGGGUAGGCAAAGAGGCGUGUGAGGCAGGGGGGUCCGGAAUCGUGGUUUGAGGUAAACACGCAUUCAAGAAGUGCUCUUCAAGACAAGGACGAGGAUGCUGUUCCCGUGCGGAAAUCCGAUGGGGGUUUGAUGCUCUAUGCGGCAGAAGGUGCGGGUAACGACUUUGAGGAGGCUCAAGGGUAGGGCAAGUGGGUUGUGCGAAGGAGUUCACCAACUUUAUUGUCAGAACGCUCAGCUAUAAGAAUGCAGCAAAACAAUAUCUGUACAAUAUUAUACUUCAUAAGUUCACUGCAUAAAACGUUCGCGUUAACCAAUCCAAGAGCAAACGGUUCUGCUGGAUAGAUACCAGAGGGCAAACGCGACAUUUAGCUUGAGUUAGGCAUUUAUUUGAAAACAGGUUUUAUCGUUUAGGUCACAACCUUACUCGAAAGAUGUUCCAUAGCAUGCUUUCGAGCACAGCACGCUCUAUGGGGCCCUGUACGACCUCAGACUCCCGUCGGGGGUACGAGCACUCUUGCGCCGCAAGCAACUUGAAAAAUGCAAGAUUCCAGCGCCACCCCGUCUUGCAAACACGUUGUGUUACCGUAUAAGUGUCCUAUAUGGACAUUCUGUAAAAUAUGACGGCCUUCAUAGGCUGCACCCGUGUGACAUACCUGAGGGCGUUUGGGG